AUGCUCGGCGGCGAACUGCAAGCGCGCUCACGCAGAUUGCGCGAGGAAGCGGCGAAGGAGAGCAAGGCCAAAGAGCAGCGCAAUGCGCGCGCGCAGGUCGCCAAGGAGAAGGCUCUCGAGGCCCAGAAGCGCAUCAAAGAGGAUAUCGCCGCCACGCGUGCGCAGGCGGCCUUGCUCGAGAGGCAGGAACAGGAGAGGGCCACACAAAUAUCUGCGUGGAAUGGCGGCAUCACUUGGACGGGAAACCUAAGGGUGAUGCCGCAAGACGAGGAGAAGUUGCGUGAGAAGGGCAUUCGCCGGUAUCUUGACAAGAUAUCUCUACCGCCGUCUGCGCUUGCGGCACUGGACGCGCAAGGUGCUGUUGGUCGGUGGGGCACCAUGUUCUUCGAAGUGACAUACACAAGCCAGGGGGCGGUGCGAAGAACCUGUGCCGGAGUUCUGGAUUUCUCCGCACCAGAAGGUGUGUGUUUGAUGGGCUCGAAAGUGGCCGCGUGCCUCACCGCGAGCGAGUGCCACACAGAAGGUGCGAGCGGUCAUCGUGAGCAAAGCAGCGAGCCAGCCGCCGCGACAAGGGCACAGGGAGGGGGUCUGCCAGGAGGCGCGACGGUCAGCGUGUCGUAUAGGAGACUUCUGAAGGGCCACUCCGCGCGAAUGCUCUUGCCCAGGGAGCUGCAACAGUUCCAGGAAACAGGCGGCGAUAUUGAGAGCGUGCUGGUGGCCGCACUGAUGCAGUGUUGCUGCCUGUCGAAGGGCGAUCUGUUCCCGGUCGCACUGGAGGACGCGUCUCACAGCGUGCGGGUGCUGGACGUGGCUGCUCUCCCAGAAGCUGGGAGCGAUCUCAGCCCCGAUCCCGCAGCUGUGUCGGUCAUCGACACGGACUUGGAGGUUGACAUGGCGCUGGCCGCGGAUGCAGCUCCCGAGUCGGACACGCACUUGACAGCCCGGCCAGCACCGCCUGCCCCAAAAACCACCGGAGCGCCAAGGCACACUCCAGAUAGCAGUGCACCCAUGUCCGAAGAGGCGAGGCAGCGCUGGAUGGCCGCGAGGAAGGCCAGUCUGCCCGAGGAGCCCUCAGCCGGUGCUCCGGAUAGCGUGGAAAUACGUUUGAGGCUUCCAAGCGGGAAGAGCCUGACUCGGAGGUUUGCGACACUCUCACACCUCGCGCUGCUGUUUCAUUGGACGGACAGCGCGGGAUGUGGCCCUGAACCGUACGUCCUCAAAGCGAACUUUCCUCGCAAGACGUUCGAGAGAUCUCAGGCAGGCCAAACGCUGCUCGAAGCUGGAGUCGUUCAAAGCGGCGAGACACAGCAAGCGUUGUUCCUCGAGUACGUGUGA
Molecule: messenger RNA, 1335 nt
Organism: Pedinophyceae sp. YPF-701
Lineage: Eukaryota; Viridiplantae; Chlorophyta; Pedinophyceae
Source: the annotation of a GenBank genome assembly